Messenger RNA from Strongylocentrotus purpuratus (purple sea urchin), 12655 nucleotides. RefSeq names its product sushi, von Willebrand factor type A, EGF and pentraxin domain-containing protein 1-like. The record is from RefSeq and is a predicted model, not a curated record. Lineage: Eukaryota; Metazoa; Echinodermata; Echinoidea; Camarodonta; Strongylocentrotidae. The transcript is spliced from 33 exons. Bases 357 to 10817 code for a protein of 3486 amino acids. Gene Ontology annotation, molecular function: calcium ion binding.
CUUAUACCGUCUGCCUGCCCUAAACCAUCCCACACCAGAGGAAGGGCUCUCUGCAUGCGACUACCUACAGUGCUGUUAGAAUAAACGUAACCUUUCCGGAGUCUGGCUGUGAUUUGUCGCUCUCCGUAUAUCACUCCCAAUGAACCCUCUUUGUUGAUCUAUAUCAUGUUCUUGCUGUUGAAUGCGGUGAUUUGAUCAUUAUCUGUGCUAGACAGCAGCUUUUGUAUGAUAUAAACAUGAAUACGGAAUGCAUACUAUAUUCGAGGAUUUAUUGCUGCUGGCAGGAUGGAGGAUAAUGCUGUUUUGAGGAUGAAAUCAUUGUUUUAUUCAUAGUUUGAACGCGUUUAGUCGUAACGAUGGCAAGGUAUUAUUAUCUCAUCAGUGUAUUGCUACCUUUCUUGUGUUUCUCAUUGUCUUUUGUGAGAGGACUCCCGGCAAGAGCUCCAGACUUAAAGCUGCUUCUCGCUUCAGGAAUAAAUAUCUCUUUUCCAGAUGAACAUCGCCAGCUGGAAUUUGCGGAUUACCCUCAAGCUGAUGGCUUAGUCAGCCAGCCCCGUCCCGCCGACGAUCCGUUGCCUCUCCCUCUCAUCCAAUCCUUAUCCUACCUCGAUAUCGACCUGGAACAAUCUCAUCAUGAGCUUUAUGAGGCGCUCUGGAGGAACGCAGACGUUCCCAUGGAUACAUCGUCUGCUACUAAAAUAGAUGUCCUCGGGUAUCUUCUCAAGAAACAAGUAGAGAAACUCCGUCGUGUCAGCAAUGGCCAAGUCGAGUUGGUCUUUCUCGUCGACAGCUCGGCCAGUGUCGGGAUCGAGAAUUUCUUCAAUGAACUCAAAUUUGUGAAGAAACUUUUGGCGGACUUUACGGUAGCACCCGAUGCGACACGAGUAGCUAUAAUCACUUUCUCAUCCAAACAUCGAGUUGAGUUGAACGUUAACCAGCUUGAUAAUAGCAUCGCAGGUAAACAUCAUCAUAAAUGUGCUCUCUUGAAUGAAGACCUUCCCAAGAUUACAUACGUCGGUGGAGGAACGUACACAAAAGGAGCUUUCGAGCUUGCCAAGAAAGUGCUGCAGGGGGCGCGUGCCAACUCGACCCAGGCCGUGUUUCUACUAACAGACGGUCUAUCCAACGGACCUAACCCUGUACCCGUGGCAGUCAGUCUUAAGGAUGAUGGUGUGGAGGUGUUCUCAUUCGGGAUCAGGGACGGCUACAUCCCAGAACUGCUUCAGAUGGCCUCAGAGAAGAAAGAUGAACACUGCUAUAUUCUCGACAGCUUUGCAGAGUUCGAAGCUUUAGCACGACGGGCACUUCAUGAAGAUCUACGGAUGGGUGAGUUUAUUGAGGAGACGCCAGAGAAAUGUUCAUCUCGAUGUCUAGGUGAGAAUCACUGCUGUGAUGCGAUGGCAUCGUGUAGGUGUGGUACCCAUACAGGAUCCUAUGACUGUGUAUGCCCUGCUGGCUUCUACGGCAGUGGACUUCGAGGAAAAUGCACCCCUUGUCCAAUCGGAAGCUACAAACGAGACGCUUUACCCGGCGGGAUCAACACAUGUUUACCAUGCCCUGAUCAAAACCAUGUGAGCCCUUUUAACAACACUAGUCCUAACAUGUGUGUAUGUAAGGAUGGAUACAGAUGGGAUAUAGCUACACACAGGUGCAAAGUUAUCCACUGUCCUCUACUACAAAGACCAGAGAGUGGUGAGUUCGUCGAGUGUAGCAACGUAGUGAAUGGAGCCUGUGCGAUCCGAUGUAACCGCGGAUAUGAAGUGACGGGUAGCAGUAUCCGACUCUGCUUCUCAAAUGGAACAUGGUCUGGAGAAGGUUUUGAUUGUCGAGUAAAGACCUGUGAGGUAUUGACUGCCCCUCUGAAUGGAUCCCUUCAAUGUACCUCUGAUGAUUAUGCGUUUGGUACAGUGUGUGCUGCUACGUGUGAUACAGGUUUUAAGCUCAUAGGAUCACACUCAAGACGCUGUCUACCUAUCGCCCAUUGGGAUGGACUACCCGUACACUGCAGAUCCAUUCAGUGCCCGACGUUGCCACCUAUCCCCCAUGGGUUCAUGACUCCAUCUCACUGCAGUACACAGCGACAAGACUAUGGAAAUAUAUGUAAGAUUGCAUGCACUCAAGGCUUCUACCGGAGAGGGCCUAGGAAGAAAGAAUGUAUGGCUAAUGGGAGCUGGAACAAUAAGUUUGAUCCAAGUCAGGCGUGUAUGGAUUACAUAGCACCUUCUUUAGAGUGUCCAACAGCCAUCUCGACGGUGACGUCACCGCACCAGGAUCGAGUAGUCCUCGAGUGGGACAUACCAAGACCUACAGACAACUCCGGAGAGAUGCCGCUCCUACGUGCUAUUCCCAAUGUACACCCGCCCUGGACAUUCCCUCUUGGUCAAUGGAAUAUCACAUACAGCGCAACUGACCAGGCGGGAAACAUCGCGCAGUGUGUCUUUAGUGUGACUGUUGAGGAUCGAGAGCCCCCAUCAAUCCGGCGAUGUCGUUCACCUAGUACCUUCAUUACAUCACAAAGAGAACAUAGAGUAACCUGGGAAGAACCCUUGUUUUCAGACAACUCUGGUGGUGACAUCACAGUGAUAAGGUCACAUGACCCUGGCAGCGUAUUCCUAUUGGGUACCACGCUUGUGGAGUAUCUAGCGACGGAUGCAGCCGGAAACACUCGUUCAUGUGUAAUGUAUGUUGAUGUACAACAAAAUUUGUGUCAGAAGCCACGUGACCCAGUAGGUGGAUCUGCGAUCUGCUUCCACACCACUCAGGGAAUGAACUGCUCAGUGACCUGUGGACCUGGCUAUGCUAUGUCUACACGACCCCGGAAGCUAUACUUCUGUGCCCUCAACGGUACUUGGUACCCUGAUGGCAAAGUACCAUGGGACGACUGUUCAGAGACCCAUCAUGCUAAGAAUGUUCUUCAACCCAUGACCUUUCUCUACGAGACGUCUGAUUGCGACACUGUGUUUGCUCGGAACAUCGAGAGAAUAUUGGCGACCAACCUCGAGGAACCGAUUCGUAAUUACUGCGGAGAGAAUGUACAAUGUGAGCUUUCAAGUGUAAAGGCUAACUGCGAAGACAGAGAUCCUAUACCGUUCUUACGUGGUGCACCAUCUAGUCUCCAGCAAACAAGCCCAGGUGCAGAUUCACGUCUGGCUCUUCAAGGCGCUGGUGAGGUCAGCGUCACUGCUCAUAGACUCAAUAUCUUACAGUCUCCUAAUCUCUUCGUCAACAUCGUUGUUAAUGCAUCUGCGAGUCCCAACGAGACAGCAGCAUUAACCAGUCCGACAGAUCAAACUUAUCAAAUGGUUGUAGAAGUUGCCGCUUCGGUUCCAACGCAAAUACAGUCUAAUUUUGAUAAUGGGACCAUUGUGACCAAUUCUAACAGGAGUAGCGAGAGAACAUUUCAGGUCAAUCGGAUAACCGUCUAUCGGGAGGAUAUUCAACCGGUUUGUUCAGCCGGUGCGGUUAGACGCGGUGAAGGUGAAGGCGCUAAAUGCGUGCAAUGCAUCCCUGGAACAUACUUCGAUAUCGUUACAUCAGCCUGUGAGUAUUGUGAUAUCGGUACUUACCAGAAUCAGAUUGGACAGUUGUCAUGCUUGCAUUGUCCAAAUGGAACGUCUACAUUCAACACAAAGUCCACAUCACUGGCAGACUGCAAAGCUUAUUGUGAGCCUGGCAGUAAAUCAUCGUCUGGUUUAGAGCUGUGUGAGCUAUGUCAAUUGAACACAUACCAACCGAAUAGGGGUAGUACUCAGUGUGUUGAAUGUCCGAGAAGACGACACACUCCCUCGCAUGGUGCAAGGAAACUCUCAGAUUGCAAAGCUUACUGCCCUCGCGGUAAAACCUCAGUCAACGGCUUGACGCCCUGCCUGCCCUGUCCGGCGGGUACAUUCAAGAUAAGCCAACGAUCCAGCUACUGUCUACUAUGUCCUGAAGAUUAUCCUCUCUCUAAUCCUGGCUCUAUCACAAUCACAUACUGCAGGAAUUCCGCCAAUGAGCGAAGUCCAGCUGGACGCAUGAUGUCUUUGAGAUCUCUACCAUUCAGUGAAUGCUUCUCAUCACCCUGUCGUAAUGGAGGAUCUUGUGAGUCUUCACCCGGGGGUUACAUAUGCACCUGCCCUGCUGGUUACACUGGACCACGAUGUGAGACGGAUAUCAAUGAAUGUGAAACAGCAAUGUGUAUGAACAAUGGUUCCUGCCGUGACCUCAUAGAUGGUUAUAUGUGCCAUUGUCCAAGAGGAUUUACUGGUAGAUACUGUUCAGAGGAUGUAGACGAAUGCAGGACUAAUCCGUGUCAUAAUGGAGCGACUUGUAUUGAUGGACCACAGUAUUACGAAUGCGUCUGUCCUGAUGGAUAUACAGGGAGAAACUGUGAGGAAGAUGUUGAUGACUGUGCCCUAGAUCCUUGCUACAACUUUGGUACUUGUACAGACUUCAUCGGGGGUUUCCAAUGCACCUGUCCAUCUGGUUACCUUGGAGACCUUUGUGAGAUGGAGGUUGAUGAGUGUCUCUCCUACCCGUGUGAUAACAAUGCCACAUGUAAAGACAUGGUCAAUGAAUUUCGAUGUGAGUGUCUUGUUGGAUUCUCUGGGACCCUCUGUGAAAUCAACAUAGAUGAAUGUGCAACGACUCCCUGCCUUAAUGGAGCGACCUGUAAAGAUCUCAUCGCUGGUAUCCAAUGUGUAUGCAUGCCUGGUUAUACAGGUGUAGUAUGUGAAGAAGAGAUGACUUGGGAUUUCAACAUGGUGUUUGAUAGAGGCGGUAUAGAUGAUUUUGUCGUACUGGAACGUGAUUUUCCAACGCUCACAGCUGUGACCAUCUCGUUUUGGAUGUUAACUGAUAACACAGGCAACUCUGGCACUGUUUUCUCCUACGCUGUCAGUGAUUCAAGUGAUAAUGCUUUGACUGUCACAGACUAUAGCGGAUUCGUCCUAAAGGUAAACGAAGAAACCAUAGUGAGUGACAUCACAGCAAAUGAUGGGAGAUGGCACCACAUAGUGGCCACUUGGGAUUCCAAUGGAGGAACCUAUACAAUGUACAAAGAUGGUGUUCAACAGGCUAAUGGUACAGGGCUUUCAAAUGGCAUGUCUAUACCAGGUGGUGGAACGUUGAUCCUGGGUCAAGACCAAGACACCCUAGGAGGAGGCUUCACACACCUUGAGUCUUUCAUUGGAGAGAUCACCUAUCUUACUGUUUGGGAAAGGGCUCUAGGAGCGGCAGAGAUCUAUGAUCUAGGAAGGACCUGUCAAAAACCAUCAGAUGUCAUCAUGGCAUGGCCAGACUUUCUAUCGGGAAUGGAAGGCCAAAUUGAAAAGCGGAAUAAUACUUUCUGUCAAGGAUGUCCCUAUCCCACUGCACCUGAGGCUGGCUUUGUGAAGGGCUACCAACCAUCACGACCUUUGACCUCCGUGACCUACCACUGUCAGCUAGGCUUUGAACUCCCCAGACAUGAAGUCACUCGUGCUGAAUGUCAGGUAUCAGGAGAGUGGAGUCCGGGUGAUCGAGCAUAUUGCGACAGAAUAAACUGUGGAUACCCUGGACAUCUUAAACACGGGUAUGUGAUUGGUAGGAUGUAUCUGUAUGGUGACCAAGUUUUCUACACCUGCGUCGAAAAUUUCACUCUUGUUGGUCCUUUGGCGAGAGAAUGUAUGGAGACUGGCUAUUGGUCAGGUUUCACGCCAGAAUGCAAAUAUGUGUUUUGCGGAGAGCCACCGCAUGUUCCAAAUGCUGUAGUCUUUUCUUCUGAGGGUGAGAGACCAGUCCACAUGGCAUUCCCAAGACAGAGCGCAACAUACCAGUGUGCACGGGGUUACCAUUUGAUCGGUUUGCCUAACGUUACAUGUCAGAUAGAUGGAGAAUGGACAGCACCACCGACCUGCAGGAUCGUCAGCUGUCCACCUCUGACAUCAUCUCCAAACUCUAUGCUCAUUACCACUAACGGGACUGUGUUCAGCAGCAUCGCAGAAUUCCGUUGCAUCACUGGAUACAGGAUGACGGGGAUGAAUGUGCUUCAGUGUCAAGAGACUGGAAGGUGGGACAAUGCAGAGCCACUUUGUAAAAUUCUGUCUUGCGGACAUCCACCUAAUGUGCCCCUUGCCACCUCCACAUAUGACGGAUUGACGUAUGGCAGCAGUGUUUGGUACACCUGUAAUGAAGGAUAUGAGGCGGACCGGACUGUCAUCCAUUGUGGAGGGAAUGGAGUGUGGGAGCCUUCUCUUCCUGAGUGUAGACGCAUCCAAUGUUCCAUGCCUCCUGCUGUGGCAAAUGGCUCAAUGAUAGGAGGGGACUUUGGAUUCAACGCUACUGUCAUAUAUGACUGCGACAGAGGUUACACAGUCGCUGGUAAUAGAGAGAUUUCAUGUAUGAGCAACGGACAAUGGUCAAGCAGCCCCCCUGUUUGUCAGGCAGUUUCCUGUGGAGAACCUCCAAAGAUGAACAACCACCAAUUAGUCGCAGACCAAUCACCAGAAUUCACAUAUGGAAUAACUGUGGAAUACACCUGUCCCUCAGGAUACCUGUUUGAUUCUGACAGUACUGAAUUGACAUGCGGUGCAGGCGGACAUUGGGUAGGUACCCUGUCCGACUGUAUCCCUGUAUCUUGUGGUCCUCCGAAUGACAUACCUAACAGUAACAUCAAGGGUCAGGACUACACAUACAACCAAACUCUGGUAUAUACCUGCAAAACUGGCUUCAUCUUGUCUGGUGUCUCUGUCAUCACGUGUCUCGCAUCUGGGCAAUGGACGGAAAGUUCUGUACGUUGUGAUAUUGUAGAGUGUGGAGAGCCACCUGCUGUUCCUCAUGCAGUUGCCUCACAUGGAAGACUUUACAAUGAGUCAGUGACGUAUGCAUGUCAAGCUGGGUAUGUUACCAGGAAUGCCCCACAUCUUAGGUGUUCUGCAGAGGGACAGUGGUGGGGUGAUCUUCCAGUAUGUGAACCUAUCACUUGUGAGGUACCGUUAGCACCUGAUCAUGGCUUCAUCGUUGGAACGAACUGGUCCUUCCAGAGUGAAAUUGUAAUGGAAUGUGACUUAGGAUAUCGUCUACAUGGUGAGGCAACCAGGCAAUGCCAAAGCUCAGGCCAAUGGUCAAACACCUCAGCUGAAUGCAUUCUAAUAUUCUGUCCAGAACCUCCUGUAAUUCGCCAUGGCAAUGCUCAUUUUGACAACCUCAUUUAUGGAAGCUCUGUAACAUACAAGUGCCAUGAGGGAUACAUUCUUGAGGGGGAAUCGUCUCGAAACUGCUCUGCUCAAGGUGAAUGGACUCAGGAACCCCCAUCUUGCAAAUUAUUGGAAUGUGGCAGCCCUCCUUUGGUAGAGAAUGCAUAUUUCCUCGGAGACAAUUUUACAUUUAACAAUACGCUUAUCUAUUUCUGUGAUGAUGGAUUCAUCUUUGGAGGUGAUGUUGUAUCCAUGGAGACCACCUGUCAGGCUGAUGGAAGGUGGAGUGAAGAAGAGAUACGGUGUGAGGCUAUCAGCUGUGGGAUGCCAGUUACUCCACCUCAGGGUUUCAUACUAGGAACCAAUUUUAGCUACCUUAACAGUGUACAGUUCGUGUGCAACCCUGGUUAUGUCUUGACUGGCUCUAAAUCAGCAACCUGUACCUCCAACGGUACAUGGAGUCACUCAGACACUAGAUGCAAGCCGCUGGAUUGUGGGUCACCUUCAGACGUAAACAACGCAGAAUUUGAACUGAAUACUAGCACUUAUGGAUCCACCGUAGCAUACCAGUGUGAUGUGGGUUACAAGGCCAUCUCUGAGCUGAUGAUUGAAUGUGAUGAAACAGGUGUAUGGAGUGGAAAUGUAACCAACACAAGCUGCCAGCCUGUCCCCUGCUUAGAGAUUCCUCUCGUUUACAAUGGGUUAAUUGAAGGUGAAGGCCUUUUCGUGUAUGGAGACAUUGUCAGAGCUCACUGUGAUGAAGGUUUCAAAUACCAAACCUUACAGGAAAUGCGGUGUUCUGAAAAUGGAAUAUGGGAUCCUGCGAACAUCACUUGCGUUCCAAUAACUUGUCCACCUGUCCUUCCAUCAGACAAUGGUUUCAUCACAGUAGAUUCCAACUCAUAUGGAGAGGUGAUGGUAUUUGAUUGUAACGAGGGGUUCUCCAUCGAUGGAAAUGACACAUUGCUGUGUGAGGAAGAUGGAGAAUGGAAUGGAGACAUGCCCCAGUGUUUACCCAUCAUUUGUGAAGACUUGGCAAUACCUCAAAAUGGAUCCAUACAGUCAACAGGGGUGUCCUUUGGUAGCCAGGUGGUGUAUACUUGUGACGAUGGAUUCGAAUUAGUAGGAACGAGCGUCACAGAGUGUGCCGGUCAGGGUGUCUGGUCACACCCACCUCCCGUUUGCACCCUCAUUGAAUGUCCAAUGCCUAUCAACCCCGCCCAUGGUAUUGCAAUAUUCCUCAACAAUCGAUACCUGGAUGAUGUGAGCUUUGGAUGUGAACCUGGAUAUCACUUGGUAGGAUUAGCAAGGCGCCGCUGUCAAGCAAACGGAACCUGGAGUGGCUAUGAGCCAAAGUGUAGACCAAUCGAAUGCAGGGUAGAGGAAGCCUUCCCCCUUGGAAUUGUUAUACGGAAUCACACUGUCUUCAACGGUGACAAGGUCCUCUAUUCAUGCAAUCCUGGUUACAUGAUAGCUGGUCAAAGUUUCAGGAUCUGUGGAAAUGACGGGAUACUUAGCGGUCAACAACCUACAUGCAUCCGAGUAACAUGUGGUCCUCCUCCAAACCUCUUACUCGGCAACGUAACAUUACCUAGCGACAGGUAUGAAAGCAAUGCCACUUAUUCAUGUUCUUUGGGAUUUACUCUUGAUGGACCAUCUUCAAGACAGUGUUUAUCGAAUGGAUCGUGGUCCUUUGCCCAUCAGGAUUGUAGAGUGAUAGAGUGCCCCAGCCCACCACCGAUUCGACAUGGAACUCUACAGAUGAAUACCAAGAUUCCGAUAUAUAGAUCAAGUGUAACAUAUACAUGCGAUGUAGGGUAUGCUGUGAAAGGUGAGAGCAUGCUAACGUGUGAUGAACAUGGAUCAUGGAGCAACACUAUGCCAAGUUGUGAACUUGUUUCGUGUGGACAACCGCCGUUUUUGGACAAAGGAAUUGUUUCCUUCGAUGUGACGACAUUCAGUUCACAAGCAACAUACCGUUGCUGGACCGGUUAUAUCAUUGCAGGCGAAAGUGUAAGAACGUGUCUUGCUAACGGCUCAUGGAGUUUGGUCAGUCAGGUGUGCAAACCCAUAUCUUGUGGACCGUUGUCUUUGCCAUUGCAUGGAGAAGUAACAAAUACCAAUAUAACACUUGAUGGCAUUGCAAGGUACUCUUGCAAUCAUGGUUAUGUGCUCAUUGGAUCUAGGACACGUACCUGUAGUGUAAGUGGAGAAUGGUCCGGGUCUACACCUGAAUGCCAACCUAUCACCUGCCAGCAGCCUGAUGAUGUAGAACAUGGUAUCAUUAUCAAUCUUGGUAAUAUGCAACUGUUGGAUGAAAUACAGUAUCGCUGCAAUGAAGGGUACAAGAUGCGUGGAGAAGAUAGGAGGAUAUGCCAGGCAGACCAGACUUGGAGCGGGUCUUUGCCUGCCUGUCGCCCAAUAUCAUGCGAUACACCCCCAAUAGUAAUAAAUGGCGUACGUUCCUACAAGGCCAUAACUUUCAACAGUACUGCAGUUUAUGACUGUCAUUCUGGCUACACAAUGCACGGUGUCCAGGUCGUCAGAUGUACAAGCGACGGGAGCUGGCUACCUUACCCUCCACAAUGCCGACCUGUCAAGUGUGGUCCUUUAACCAACCCACAUAAUGGAAAGGUGAUACUAGAAAGCAAAGUGUACCAAAGCCAAGUUCAUUAUAUAUGCCAUGAUGGUUACUCAACGAAUCAGCCAAGAAGUAGAACAUGCUUAGCAAAUGGAACUUGGAGUGAGAAGGAGCCCCAAUGUUCACCGAACCCUUGUCAAGCUUUACCUCGCAUACCACAUGUCAUCUACCCGGCCGAUAAGACAAGGUUUGUGGUUGGUGACUUUGUGCAGCUAGAAUGUGAGAAUGGUUUUCAACCAUCGUCAGAAGGUAUGGCCGAGUGCCUUCCAGAUCAAACGUGGUCAUUGACAGAGUUUUCAUGCGACCCUCUAGAGUGUCUUCCACCUGAAUCACCUGAGAAUGGCCAUGCAGAAUACAGAACAUUGUUCUUUGGAUCCAUCGUAACAUAUACAUGUAAUGCUGGAUACACCCUUCUGGGUCGGGCAACAUCAUCUUGCAAUGCAAACCAAACAUGGAGUAACCCACUACCACUUUGCCAUCUUGUGACUUGCCCAGAUCUCCCAGCCAGUGAAAACAUGGUUUAUUUGAGUACUUCAAAUGCAGUUGGAGACGCCGUUACUAUUUCCUGUAGCAAUGGUUUUAAGCUUGUUGGAACCAGCAGGAUUCUCUGUACCUCCGAAGGGACGUGGAGUCAUUCCUUGCCCCGAUGUGAAGCCGAUGGCUGCCUACCACCUCCUGUGAUUGAUAAUGGAAGAAUGUUUGGAGAAAGCUUUUCUCCUGGAGACGUUCUCAGUUUCAGGUGUAAUCGAGGAUUCUACAGGGUUGGGAGUAGUUCUAUCAGAUGUAUGUCAGAUAAUACAUGGAAUGACUCCAUACCUAAAUGCAUUGCCUUUGGUUCUCUUGCAUCUCUUGAGAGACCAGUAUGUGUGUUACCCUGCCUCCAUGGAGGGAAGUGUGUGGGACCAUACAGCUGUGAAUGUCCCUAUGGAUUUACUGGUUCUCGUUGCGAACAUGUUCUCUGUACUACCCGCUGUAUUGGAGGUGCACGUUGUAAAACUAGACAUCCAAACUGCCGAACAUGAGCCAGUUGAUGUGAUGGAGUAACUGACUCCCUGAAAUCAGUCUGAAUGGAUUCUGUAUUUCCGAGCAGGAUCUUCACCCACCAAUCCUGACCAAAUAUAAUAAACCAGCCCAAGGACUUCUGUAGUCCCAUUUGUUGCAAGAGAAUGUUAACUGUUGUGUGUUUAUAUACAUGUAUGUUGGCUUCGGUUGAUCAGUAAAAGUGCCAAAUAUGAGGGACGUCAACUGUUAGGCGUUGUGUAACAGCCAGGAAAUGCACCCUUUAUAAAUACUUUAUGGAAUGGUUUGUUUGUUAUUCUUGUUGUAGAUUAACAUGACUAUGGAGUAUGCAUUUCUUUUUCAGCUCUCAAGUUUAUCAAAUUGAAGGAAACGUGUUUUUUAUCUCCCAACGUUACAAAUAUAAAAUAUAUAUUAUUUUUAUUUCAAUAGAAUACAAAGUGAAACUUCAACAACAGAUUAACAAAACAAUAUGUGUAAUUUAAGACACUGAAAAAUUAAUAUAUGAUAGUCAGUUUGGUCGCUUUAUUGUGAAUUUGUGAUACGCAUAUUUAAUUUUGUUUGCUAUUUCUUUCAGCAAAAAAAAUUCACGUUCCAAAGCCGAGAAGAUAAAAUUGCAGUAAAAACAAUCAGUCAGUGAAUAUAUAAUUAUCUUUUGACGUUUCAACCAUGUACAUCAUACAUUGUACAUCAGCAUUUGAAUUAUUUAUUUUGCUGCAUUUAUAUGGUUGAAAAACUUUUUGUUUGCUGCUGUUUUAUUGCAUUGUCUUACGAAUAUGGUGUGAUAUAGUUUGGUUUUAGUGAUCCAAAUACAUUUCACGUAUUUCCGACUCCAUGAUCUUGAAACUGCGAUCCGUGCCAUUACAAUGUAAAUACUGGAUAACGCGAGAUUGUUUUGCAUUAACAUUGGGUGUUUGUAAGGCCGUGUGCGCUUUCUUUAAAAAGAGAACUAGCAGUUUUUAUUUCUGAUUUGUUUUCAUAUGUGUCCAACAAAUUGUGAUGUUAUAUAAUUUCUACAUUAAAAAACAGAAACAGAUACAACAUUAUAUAAUUAUGGAAUAGAAGGUUGUUCACUUCCCUUAGGUUUACUGUCUUGAAUCGCAGUCCAUGAAGACCCUAGCUUACCUGGACCCUUCUAUUUUCAAUGUGCAGUUUUUACACAAUUACAAUACGUACAUUUUUAUAAUCUCUUCCUUCUUUCAAACUAGCUUUAUAUCUUUCCAGUAUAAAUCAAAAUCUUGUGAUGUAGACUUUGAUGUAAUGUGAGCUUUGAAACUACAUGUAGUUAAAUAAUAGUUCUAGUAAUUCUAGUUUUUGUACUCUACGAUAUAAUUGAUGUUAUUCACAAGCGCAUGGCCACAAAAUGGUUUAAUUUAUUUAUGAUUGAUCUUACCCUCCCUUUAUAUAUUAUAAUUUCAAUCUCUCUAAAGUGUAUCAUAUCUGCCUUCUCUCUGCUCCUUCUCUCUCCCGUUUUAUCUCAGUUCCUCCCUCUUGCUCACCAUCAUUUUCAAAUCUUGAGGUCCCUGUAUCCAUCAACCCCCCCCCCCCCCUUUUUCUAUUCUCUCUCUCUCUCUUACUAUUAUUUGCUACAAUUCAUAUCCAUAAAUAUCUCCCCUCCCCUUCCCUCCCCCUUUCUCUUUCUCUCUUUCUCUUUAUCUCUUUCCUACCACCCGCAUACAUGAAUUUCCUUUACCAUUCUUCCACCUCAAUGAUAACUCUACCAGUGCAAAUUAUGACAACACCUACGUUCAAGGCUAUUUCAUCAUCUAAAUGUACAUACUGUAUCUGUAUAUUAACCUUGUAAAUUCAAUUUGAAGUAAUAAAACCUGAAAAAGUAUGAAAA